This is a messenger RNA of Pomacea canaliculata, 3805 nucleotides long. Its product is annotated as suppressor of tumorigenicity 7 protein homolog. The record is from RefSeq and is a predicted model, not a curated record. Gene Ontology annotation, molecular function: protein binding. Lineage: Eukaryota; Metazoa; Mollusca; Gastropoda; Architaenioglossa; Ampullariidae. The transcript is spliced from 15 exons. The coding region runs from base 1245 to 2813 and encodes 522 amino acids.
GUGUUUGUGCACAUGUAAUGCACGCGCGUGGAGGAUACGGCCGCUGCCGGGUGCGGGGUAGCACAGCGUGCGUUACAUCGCGCCGUGUGGCGGUGCUGUGCUGCAGGUCUGGCCGCGCUAUACCCGCUACAGCCCAGCCAGACAGCCAUGCUGGCCUACCCGUCUCUAUUUUGAGCUCUCGGCAGGACAAAGUAUCGAUUUUGGCCAAGUGAUGAAGACAGUGUCUUUCGUUUUUUGACGACGGUGUCGAGCGCGACAGAUAGCCACUCUCUCACACACGCGCGCUCGCUCGGUCGCAGGAUGCUACCCCUCCAACCCUCAUCUCCCCCAACCUCUCUGCACUGUCUUCUUCGUUGACAAGCAGCAGGAUCACACAACGAUGGUAGACCUGUCCACGAGCCUUCCACUUGCCCAACGUUGGCCGGCAGGCUGCUGGUAGAAACCUUUGACCAAGGGAGGCUUUCUGUCCUGACCACCGCAUCGCGCUUGGGAGUCAGCCUCGGCGUCAGACCGCCUCGGUGCAUCAGCAGUCUCGGGGAGGGGGUUGGCUGGCGCAAGCAAAAGGAAGACCAGGCAGGCCGGCCGUCACAGUGGGGGGCUGGCCGAGGCGACAUCGCCUGCAGUCUUGUUGGUGAUCUGUGGAAGUAAAAGAGGGUCCAUUUUUUGACUGCGGUUGCAUCUGGCUGGAGACACCAGCGCCAGUGUCGCUCAAGGGUUGGUGGGAAGGCUUGCUGCCAUCCGGUGCUUCGUGGGCUGGCAUCGCCAUAGCUGGAGCCGCGUUGCCAGCCAAUUGCUGGUCACUUGCGUCAUUGUCCUUUUACACCGUUCGAAGAUUUCCUUCCCACCUCUCCCCCCGUGAUGCUGGGCGACGUCGGGUCGUGACCUGUGUGUGUGUGUGAGUGGCGGAGUGCGGCGUCUGGUACGCUGGACCAUCAGCACGUCCAGUGUCACACCAAGCACCCUCCCGCGCUAUGUCCACCGCACGCGGACAUGGGUCAAGGAAGGACUGAGCGGGCACGACGCGCGCGUGGGCUUGUGUUCAUGGGAUUCUGACCAAAACAUCAUUUGGUUAAAGUGUUCAUUUCUUCACCUCGCAAGGAGAAUUCGCGGGUGUAGCAUUCUUCAAGCGAAGCGCCGUGUGUAGAGACGUGUGUCCAGAGCAUCUUGUAGUCAGGAGCCGUUUACAAGACUUGCUUAUCUCCGCCAAGCACUGAUAGAGUGUCAGUGAAUCACACAUCUACACCAUGAUCGACUCUACCAUGUUCCUGAAUACUCUCACGCCCAAGUUCUACGUGGCUUUAACUGGAACAUCCUCUCUGAUCUCAGGACUCAUUCUGAUAUUUGAAUGGUGGUAUUUUAAAAAGUAUGGAACAUCUUUCAUUGAGCAAGUGUCGCUGAAUCAUAUAUCUCCAUUGCUGGGGGGUGGUGAUGGUAGUAGCGCUGAUAUAAACAGUGGAAACGCAACGCCAUCCACAUCAGUGUCAAACACCGCAACUUCAGAUGCCACUCGCAAUGCUUCUAGUCAACAAUCUUCCAUUCCAGAUUGCAAGGUGUGGCGGAACCCUCUUAAUCUGUUUCGUGGUGCGGAAUACCAACGUUUCAGCUGGGCCACAGGCAAGGAGCCUCUGACAUACUAUGACAUGAACCUUUCUGCACAGGAUCAUCAGACAUAUUUUACAUGUGAAGCCGAUGCUGGCAAACCAGAAUAUGAAAUAAUGCAAAUGGCAUGGAGAGAGAGAAACCCCCAAGCGCGUAUCAAAGCAGCACAUGAAGCCCUUGAAAAAAACCCAGAUUGCACACCAGCAAUGAUUCUUUUAGCAGAAGAAGAAGCAACUACUAUUGUCGAAGCAGAGAAAAUGUUAAAACUGGCACAUAAAUCAGCUGAUGCCAGCUAUCGCAGGUCACAAGCUACACAACACCAAAACUCUACACAGGAAGCUCUUCAUCGGCGAGACCUAAACAUGCUGGUUUACAUCAAACGACGGCUCGCCAUGUGUGCACGUAAAUUAGGACGCACAAGGGAAGCAGUCAAGAUGAUGAGAGAUUUGCUGAAAGAAUCUCCUGUUAUCAACUUCAGUAUUCAUGAAAACCUUAUAGAGGCUUUGCUGGAGUUGCAGGCUUAUGCUGAUGUACAGGCUGUCUUGGCUAGGUUUGAUGAUAUCAGCUUGCCAAAGUCAGCCACUAUCUGCUAUACAGCUGCACUUCUCAAAGCCAGAGCAGUGGCAGACAAAUUUUCUCCAGAUAUAGCCUCUAAACGAGGGCUUAGUACAGCAGAAAUGACUGCAGUAGAAGCCAUUCACAGGGCUGUUGAGUUCAAUCCACAUGUCCCUAAGUAUCUACUAGAAACAAAGAGCCUGAUCUUAUCACCAGAACAUAUCUUGAAGCGUGGUGACAGUGAAGCAAUUUCAUAUGCAUUUUUUCACUUACAACACUGGAAGCGAGUGGAAGGUGCUCUCAACCUCUUGCACUGUACCUGGGAGGGAACCUUUCGAAUGAUUCCAUAUCCACUGGAGAAAGGACACCUUUUCUACCCAUACCCUACAUGCACAGAGAAUGCUGACAGAGAACUGCUUCCUUCCUUUCACGAGGUCUCUGUGUACCCCAAGAAAGAGCUUCCCUUCUUCAUCCUCUUCACUGCUGGCCUGUGCUCCUUCACCGCACUGCUGGCCCUGCUCACACAUCAGUAUCCUGAACCCAUGGGCAUUGUGGUCCGAACUAUGUUAGGCUGGCUGUAUCUCCCACUCAGCUAUAUUCUGGAAAAACUGGAGGCCAUCUUGCCAUCCAAUCUGCUUCACCAGCUGUCCCGCAUCUGACCUGAUUGCUAUCAGAUCGCACACAUUGUGAAAACCCCUUGUGCCCUUCAUCAGACAGUGUCGCCAUUUUUCUCUUUUGUUACAGUGGAACUCCACGCAACACUGCCAUAGGUCUUUCCUGAGAAGUAAAGCUGUCUUCAUGUAUCUGUUUUUGUUUUAUUUUUUUCAAAACAAAGUAUAUGACUUGUUCUAGUUAUUUAUUAUUUUUUUUUUGUUUACUGUUUGUUUGCAUGUAUGCACUUGUUAGUGCACAACUUUUGCUUUUACUUUACAGCAUAUAGAGGGGUAAGAUUCUGAACAUGGAUUUUCCUAAUAUCAUAUUUUGAGUUUUAAAGUAUCCUAUUUAUUUUUAUGAUUUCUGUGGAUAGUCUUGGUAAUUGUAAUUUCACCCUUGCUUUACAAGCAAGUAUUUUAUGAGCUUCUGUUGCCUGCUUUCAGUCCUGCUUCUUAGUUGUUUAGCCUGUUUUUCAUCAGCCUUGUCAAUUCAGUAGCUUUGUUCCAGCUACCUAGGAUGGACUAGCUUGACAUCGUGGUCUCUGGAGUCGAGAGACUAUUUCUGGCACUAAUCAAGCUCUUGUGUUUGUGUCAUCAGUGUAUAAGACUAGUCAGAUCUUCCCUGGGCUGCCUUGUUCCAUGACGUUUCAGCAUGGCAACAAAUGGCACAGAUGCCUAUGUAGCCUGACUGUUUCUACAAUUAGCGGAUGAAAUUCUUCUGGAUAUCUUAUUGUGUGACAUUUCUCCACACAAGGAACAGAGUGCAGCUACACUUGGUGACAUUAGGGUCUUAAGCAAAAGCUUUAAUGUGGAGCAGGUCAAAGCCAAUAUGUUAGGAUGUACUGUAAAGAUUAUUUUACUGUCCACAGGUUAUUUUUGCUGGCUUUACAAGCCCAACAGUGCUUAUCCUGAAGUCUUUGUACUGUGGAUUACGAGUACCCUGCAUUUGAAACAGGCAUGGUCCAGCAUGAAAAAAAGAAAGACUUUUGAGAAAGACA